AUGGCUGAGGGAAGCAACUUCGACUACUUGUUCAAGGUCGUCCUCAUCGGAGACUCUGGCGUCGGGAAAUCUAACCUGCUCUCGCGGUUCACGCGCAACGAGUUCAACCUGGAGACGAAGUCCACUAUCGGCGUCGAGUUCGCUACACGGUCAAUCAACGUCGAUGGCAAGACUCUGAAGGCGCAAAUCUGGGAUACUGCUGGUCAGGAACGGUACCGCGCCAUCACCGCUGCGUACUACCGCGGCGCAGUCGGCGCACUGCUCGUCUACGACAUCUCGAAGCACGCGACUUACGUCAAUGUGACGCGGUGGCUCAAGGAGCUCCGCGACCACGCCGACUCGAACAUCGUCAUCAUGCUCGUGGGGAACAAGAGCGAUUUGAAGCAUCUGCGUGCGGUCCCCACAGAGGAGGCGAAGGCAUUUGCGGCGGAGAACGGUCUGUCGUUCAUCGAGACGUCUGCGCUGGACGCAUCGAACGUCGAGUCUGCGUUCCAGACCAUCCUUACCGACAUCUACCGCAUCGUAUCAAGCAAGUCGCUCGAGCAGUCCGAUGACCCCAUCAAGCCCACGUCCGGCGACACGAUCACUGUAAGCCACAGCGUGGACACGCCCGCCAACGCUGGAGGAAAGUGCUGUUAG
Messenger RNA from Trametes versicolor FP-101664 SS1, 639 nucleotides. Its product is annotated as GTPase. Gene Ontology annotation, molecular function: GTPase activity; GTP binding. The record is from RefSeq and is a predicted model, not a curated record. The transcript is spliced from 8 exons. Bases 1 to 639 code for a protein of 212 amino acids. NCBI's taxonomy places the organism in Eukaryota, Fungi, Basidiomycota, Agaricomycetes, Polyporales, Polyporaceae. Gene Ontology annotation, biological process: exocytosis. Gene Ontology annotation, cellular component: recycling endosome.